Molecule: messenger RNA, 1323 nt
Organism: Penicillium canariense
Lineage: Eukaryota; Fungi; Ascomycota; Eurotiomycetes; Eurotiales; Aspergillaceae
Product: GTPase-activating protein GCS1
Exons: 4
Coding region: 1-1323 (440 amino acids)
Biological process (GO): regulation of ARF protein signal transduction; regulation of endocytosis
Cellular component (GO): Golgi membrane
Molecular function (GO): GTPase activator activity
Source: RefSeq, a predicted model, not a curated record
AUGUCGUCUCGCAUGUGGGAGGUGGACCCGGAGACGAAGACGAAGCUCCUCCAGAUCUCCAAGACCAACGGCAAUGACAAGUGCUGCGACUGCGGCGCCCCGUCGCCUCAAUGGGCCUCGCCCAAAUUCGGAACCUUUAUCUGCCUCAACUGCGCCGGGACACAUCGCGGGCUCGGCGUACACAUCUCCUUCGUGCGCUCAAUCACCAUGGACGCCUUCAAGCACGCUGAGAUCCAGCGCAUGGAGCUAGGCGGCAACGAGCCGUGGAAAGCAUUCUACGACGCCCACGCCGUGACCAUCUCCGAGGGUCGUACAUUCGAGGACUCGACGAUCAAAGAGCGCUACGAGGGGGACGCCGGCGAGGAGUGGAAGGAGCGGCUGUCGUGCAAGGCCGAGGGCCGCGAGUAUGUGCCCGGCCAGGAGAAGAAGAACAAUAAUGCCCCUGCUUCACGGUCGAGCACGCCUAUGAGCCUUAGUGGUGGCGGUGUUACGGGCGGUGCGCGGACAGGGUCACCCGCGGCGUCGUCCGUCCGCUCGCAUGAUAGCCAACGCGGUCGCGUGCCGCCAAAGAAAGAGCAAAAUGAGGCAUACUUUGCCAAGUUGGGCAAUGAGAACUUGUCGCGGUCUGAUUCACUGCCCCCGUCGCAGGGUGGGAAGUAUACUGGCUUUGGAGGUGGUGUGCCCACGCCUGCGGCUGGGGACCGCCAGUCGUCACCGUUUGGCGGGUUCGGUGGCUUUGGAGGAUUUGGCGGCGGCGGCGGCGGCGGCGCUGGGGGUGGACAGGCCUUGGAUGACUUCCAGAAAGAUCCAAUGGGCACUUUGACCAAGGGUUUUGGCUGGUUUGCCUCGACUGUUGGCAAGGGCGCGAAGCAGGUGAACGAUUCAUACCUACAACCCACAGCGAAGCAGCUCGCCGAGUCCGACUUCGCAGCCCAAGCCCGCGCACAAGCCGCAAACUGGGGCCAGAACUUGCAAACUGGCGUCCGCGGUGCCGCAGACCAACUCAGCCGUUUCGUCGAAGGGCCCGACGAUGGCCGGCCUGGCGCUACCCGCUCGCGUGGUGAGCCCGAGCGCCGGGACUUCUGGGACGACUUCUCAACCCUUGGCUCGCAGGAGCGCAACGGCCACCAGCGCAGUGGAUCACGGUCUGAUGUUAUCGGCACUACCGCUAUGCGCAAGAGCACUCCGGCGUCGUCGUUGACGAGCGCCUCGACCCUUCCUACUACUGAGACCACUGCGUCAAAUGGGAAAGCACACGGGGAGACCGGCGCUGUCACGUCGACGACGGCGAAGGGCAAGGAUGAAUGGGAUGAUAACUGGUAG